Corvus hawaiiensis (hawaiian crow) is the source of this 4040-nucleotide messenger RNA. It is a transcript of the gene ATXN2, whose product is annotated as ataxin 2. Gene Ontology annotation, biological process: cytoplasmic stress granule assembly. The transcript has 25 exons. The coding region runs from base 84 to 3407 and encodes 1107 amino acids. The record is from RefSeq and is a predicted model, not a curated record. Lineage: Eukaryota; Metazoa; Chordata; Aves; Passeriformes; Corvidae. Gene Ontology annotation, cellular component: cytoplasmic stress granule. Gene Ontology annotation, molecular function: RNA binding.
GCCCCGGCCCCGCCAGCGCAGCGCGGACCGGCCGAGCGCACCCAGCCCGGCGCGACCCCCGGCGCUCUCCCUCCCUCCUCGCCAUGUCCCUCAAGCAAGCGGCGGCGGCGGCGCAGCCCGCCGGCAACAACCGCAAGCCCCCCGGCGGCGGCGGCCCCGGCCUCCCGUCAGCCGCGGGGAGGCAGAACAUGGGAAGAGGCCGCAGCAGUGGCAAAGGACCACCUCAGCCUACGAUUUCUUUCGAUGGCAUCUAUGCAAACAUGAGAAUGGUUCACAUACUCACAUCAGUUGUUGGAUCCAAAUGUGAAGUACAGGUGAAAAAUGGUGGUAUAUAUGAAGGAGUUUUUAAAACCUACAGUCCUAAGUGUGAUUUAGUGGUUGAUGCUGCUCAUCGGAAAACUGCAGAAUCCAGUUUGGGGCCAAAACGGGAGGACAUCCUAGAGAGUAUCUUGUUCAAGUCUUCAGACUUUGUUAUGGUGCAUUUUAAGGAUAUGGAUACCAAUUAUGCCAGAAGAGAUGCUUUUACUGAUUCAGCCAUCAGUGCUAAAGUUAAUGGAGAACACAAGGAGAAGGAUCUGGAACCAUGGGAUGGAGGAGAGAACACGGCUUCCGAGGAGCUGGAGGCGCUGGAGACAGAUGUCUCUAAUGGAUGGGAUCCCAAUGACAUGUUUCGUUACAAUGAAGAAAAUUAUGGUGUAGUGUCAACUUAUGACAGCAGUUUAUCUUCUUAUACGGUGCCAUUAGAAAGAGAUAAUUCAGAAGAGUUUUUAAAACGGGAAGCCAGAGCAACUCAAUUAGCAGAGGAAAUUGAAUCAAGUGCCCAAUACAAAGCUCGGGUUGCCUUGGAAAAUGAUGAAAGGACAGAAGAAGAAAAAUAUACUGCUGUUCAGAGAAAUGCUAAUGAAAGAGAAGGACAUGGUGUGAACACUAGAGAAAAUAAAUACAUUCCACCUGGACAGAGGAACAGAGAUGUCUUGUCUUGGGGAAGUGGAAGACAAAACUCACCGAGGAUGGGCCAGUCUGGAUCAGGCCCACCAAUCUCAAGGUCUGGAUCCCACACUUCAGAAUUCAGCCCUAACUCUGGAGCGGAUCAAAGAGUAGUUAACGGAGGUGUUCCCUGGCCAUCGCCUUGCCCAUCUCCUUCCUCUCGCCCACCUUCUCGCUACCAGUCAGGUCCCAACUCUCUUCCACCUCGGGCAGCCACCCCUACACGGCCGCCCUCCAGGCCCCCCUCGCGGCCCUCCAGGCCCCCGUCUCACCCCUCUGCUCAUGGUUCUCCAGCUCCUGUCUCUACUAUGCCUAAACGCAUGUCUUCAGAAGGGCCUCCACGGAUGUCUCCAAAGGCUCAACGGCACCCUCGAGGUCACAGAGUCUCUACUGGUAGGGGUACAAUUUCAAGUGGCUUAGAAUUUGUAUCUCAUAAUGCACCUGGGGAAGCAUCUACUGCUGCAGUGGCACGAGGCAGCCCUUCAGGUGGGACGUGGUCAUCAGUUGUCAGUGGGGUUCCGAGAUUAUCCCCUAAAACACACAGGCCUAGGUCUCCAAGGCAGAGCAGCACUCCCAUGGGACCAGCUCUGCCUUCUCCUCAGCCUGGUACUAUUCCCACUGAAUCUGUUGCCAUGCCUGUUCCAGCUGCCUCUCCUACACCUGCCAGCCCUGCAUCCAACAGAGCAGUCACCCCUUCCAAUGAAGCUAAAGAUACAAGGCUUCAGGACCAGAGGCAAAAUUCUGCAACUGGAAACAAGGAGAAUAUAAAGCCAAGUGAGACUUCUCCUAGUUUUUCUAAACCUGAAAACAAAGGUGUCUCUCCAAUUGUUUCAGAGCAUAGAAAACAGAUUGAUGAUUUAAAGAAAUUUAAGAAUGACUUUAGGUUACAGUCCAGUUCCUCUUCAGAUGCAGUGGAUCAGCUGCUAAACAAAACCCGAGAAGGUGAAAAAUCAAGAGAUGUAGUUAAAGAAAAAACAGAGUCCACCCCUAAAGAAUCUAUCAUAGAAGCUGGCAGUAACACCAACUCCAAUGGUGGCAGUAGCAAACCCAAUAGUCCCAGUAUUUCUCCUUCCAUAAGUAACAGCUCUGAGCAAAAGCGAGGGCCUGAGGUGACUUCCCAAGGUGUACAGACAUCCGGGCCUGGAAGUAAACAAGAUAAAGAGGAUAAAGAGGAGAAGAAGGAUACUUCAGAGCAAGUUAGAAAAUCAACACUUAAUCCUAAUGCUAAAGAGUUCAACCCUCGAUCUUUUGCUCAACCGAAACCUUCUACUACACCAACCUCCCCUCGUCCUCAAGCUCAGCCCAGCCCCUCCAUGGUGGGGCAUCAGCAGCCAACCCCUGUGUACACUCAGCCUGUUUGUUUUGCACCAAAUAUGAUGUACCCGGUUCCAGUGAGUCCAGGCGUGCAGCCUUUGUAUCCUAUUCCCAUGACGCCCAUGCCAGUGAACCAAGCCAAGACAUAUAGAGCAGGUAAAGUACCAAAUAUGCCCCAGCAGCGGCAAGACCAACACCACCAGAGCACCAUGAUGCAUCCUGCCUCAGCAGCAGGCCCUCCAAUUGUAGCUACUCCACCUGCUUACUCUACACAAUAUGUUGCAUAUAGCCCCCAACAGUUUCCUAAUCAGCCUCUUGUGCAGCAUGUGCCACACUACCAAUCUCAGCAUCCUCAUGUUUAUAGCCCUGUAAUACAGGGCAACGCUAGGAUGAUGGCCCCACCAGCACACGCACAGCCGGGUUUAGUAUCUUCCUCUGCAACACAGUACGGUGCGCAUGAACAGACACAUGCUAUGUAUGCAUGUCCCAAAAUACCAUACAGCAAGGAGACAGGCCCUUCUUUCUACUUUGCCAUUUCCACUGGCUCACUUGCUCAGCAGUAUGCCCACCCUAAUGCUACCCUGCAUCCGCAUCCUCCGCAUCCUCAGCCUUCUGCCACCCCAACUGGCCAGCAGCAAAGCCAACAUGCUGGAAGCCACCCUGCUCCAAGCCCCGUGCAGCACCACCAGCACCAGGCUGCCCAGGCCCUGCACCUGGCCAACCCCCAGCAGCAGUCGGCGAUUUACCACGCAGGUCUAGCUCCAACCCCUCCUUCCAUGACGCCAGGCUCCAACACGCAGUCUCCACAAAACAAUUUUCCUACAGCACAACAAACAGUCUUCACCAUUCAUCCCUCCCAUGUUCAACCUGCAUAUACCAAUCCGCCACACAUGGCCCAUGUCCCCCAGGCUCAUGUACAGUCAGGAAUGGUUCCUUCUCACCCAACUGCCCAUGCUCCAAUGAUGCUAAUGACGACACAGCCUCCCGGUGGUCCCCAAGCCGCCCUCGCUCAAAGUGCACUACAGCCCAUUCCAGUCUCGACAACAACACAUUUCCCCUAUAUGACCCACCCUUCAGUACAAGCCCACCACCAACAGCAGUUGUAAGGCUCAUCUGGAAUAACUGAAAGGCUGGAUACCUUUUGUAGGCCAAAUACCCUCCUUCUACUGCUUCUGCCAACUGGAAGCACAGAAAACUAGAAUUUCAUUUUAUUUUGUUUAAAAAAAAAAAAAUUUUUUUUUUUUUUUUGAUUUCUUGUAACAUCCACUAGGAAUGCUAACAGUUCAUCUUGCAGUGGGAGAGAUUCGGACUGAGUAGAGGCAUUUAGGAACUUGUGGGCUAUUCCAUAAUUCCAUGCACUGUAUCUGAGUCCUGCAAGUGCCCCAACUCUGCUUGCUGAAAACUGGAAGUUAUUUAUUUUUUAAUGACCCUUCAAAGUUAUGAACUCGUCAGCUAGCAAAAGAAGUAACAAGAGUGAUUCUUGCUGCUAUUAUCACUAAAAAUCAAGACUUGGAGAUCCCUUUUACUUCUAACUAAACUUGAAACAGGUUCAGUAAAAAAAAAAAAAAAUUCUAAUCGUCAAACGGAUGAGUUAUUAUUUAUAAAUCACGUUUGAUGAGAUAAUCACUAUCGUGAGACAGUGAUGUAACUUUUAAGUUAAGAAAACUUUUACUUUGUAGAUAAUAUAAAAUAAAAACUUAAAAAAAAAAUUAAAAAAUAAAAAAAGUUUUAAAAACUGA